Molecule: messenger RNA, 7872 nt
Organism: Gasterosteus aculeatus aculeatus (three-spined stickleback)
Lineage: Eukaryota; Metazoa; Chordata; Actinopteri; Perciformes; Gasterosteidae
Gene: trhrb
Product: thyrotropin-releasing hormone receptor b
Biological process (GO): phospholipase C-activating G protein-coupled receptor signaling pathway
Cellular component (GO): membrane
Molecular function (GO): thyrotropin-releasing hormone receptor activity
Source: RefSeq, a predicted model, not a curated record
GCCCCGUCGGAAGGAGGAACCAGCGGGCAGCUCUCGUGCCCCACAGCUCCCGUUUGUUUUAUGAUCUAAACAGACUUGUCAUUUCCUCCAGAGAAGCUCUCCAACCAGCAGGGCCCACUUUCUUUUUCGCCGUCUCAGGCGAAGUGUGGCUUUCACACUGACGGAUCUGCUGCGAAGCCACAGCACACGUGAAGCUAAGAAUAGCUGAUGGGACGCCGGCAGCAGCAGCAGCGGCAUCGGCGGCGGCCACUGAGGAGGCGAAAGACGCAGGUCCGAGGUCAGACCAGGACGCCCAGAGCAGGGAGACGAGAGCGAGCCGGACAGGCUUUCAGGGCGCCGCUCAUAAGAGCUGAGUCGAGCAGCAGAGCUGAGCUGACUCCUUCUUAUUUGUCUCUGUGGCAUCGCUCACACAAUCUAAAGAGCGCUUUUGGAUGAGGUUCAACCAGGUAAAUCACAAGCAAACGUGCACUGAACGGCCCUCCUCCCACUUCCACUGCCUCUCCACACGCGCACACACUCAAGUCCAUUAAUUAUUGGACACGUUCCCGAUUCACGUUCUGGGUUCAUAACCAAACUCCCCACUGCUGUUUUUCCGUUGAGGGAGUAAAGUUUGUAUUUCCGCCUGCACAGGACAAACCGGGACAGCGGUUUGUGUGUUGUCUCAACAGUCGCUUGGACUUGUUACCAGGCCCAAAAAGUAGUAGUUGUUUUGUAUUGAGAUUCAUGUUAGCCCUGUAUUUACAUGAUCAUCUUAUCAAAUGAAUGUAAUGUCAGCUCAACACUUCUGCUGUGCUUCACCUUCCCAAAACAGUACGGCAACCAUAGGAAGAAGGACGUCAGUGGAUUAGUCUUUUGGCUGCUCUUCAAACUUGACUUUAUUGACCACUUCAGCAUUUCAGGGAGAAACCUGGAGACGAUCCAGGUUUUAAAAUUCCGGGACUUACUCACAUUUAUCAUCGUAGUAUAAGUGUCGACACGAAGAGGCGGAUUCCAGAGUCAAACUCACCACGAGAACCGUUUAGUAGCUGAUUCACGUUAAGAUAUUGAUCCAGCGGUUCAAUCAGAAUUCUUUCCUUUACACUCAAUAAAAUAACGUAAGUGCCGGAGAAGAACACGGUGUUUAAACACGAUAAGCAACACUUUUACCUCGUCACAGUUCUGCAGCAGCGUGGCUGAAUGCUGCACAACUGUUCACUUUUUGACACUUUUGUUUGACAUAACGUCCCACGAGCAAAACACAUAUUGUUUGUGUAUUCAUUGUGCACACAUGAUUGUGUCGUGUGGUCUGUUUGUUGUUUUUUUCUCCUGAAAAAAAAGUGGUGCCACAAAUGCAAAACUACAGGAGCAUUAAAUCUUAAUCUGAAAGGAAUCUUUUCAUAGCAAUUCUCUAUUACGGUAAACAGCAAACAUUGAAAAGGAACACAUAAAACCGCGAUGACAAACGCGUAUUGUCUCUUCUAUUGUAAAAUACAAGACUGUGAGGAAACAGCGAGUGAUGCUUUCUGUCAGCACAUGUUAUGGACCGGACCCCACGGUGUACUUACCCAUAACUAGAGGGAGGUCAGGGUGGGCUUCUUUAGGCCCGACCUUGAGUCCUGAAGUGUGUGUGUGUGUGUGUGUGUGUGCGUGUGCAUCUCAGUCGACUUGGACGAACUUCCUUUGAAAGCACCCGUCACCGUGUCAGUGGGCCGGAGAGGCCCGAGGUCGUUUCCCCCCUUAAAGUACUGCGUUCUGUGAGUCAUAAUGCGUAACAGGAAAAGCAAAGCAAUCUCUUUUUUUCCCCCCAACAAAUAAUUAUUUAUUGAUUUCCUGACCAGCGAGCCCACGUGUUGCGCGGCCGUGUGCGCGCUGUGUAACAGCAGUAUAACUCAAAGAGACUGACGCGUUUUAUGGGUUUGUGGAGGAAAUACAAGCGCGCUGGUUUCCACGUUAUGGGCGUAAACAGCGGCCGAUAUCAUCAGGCUCCGUCUAUCCAUAUUCAUGAAGUACCGAGGGUAUCGCAAUCUCUCCUCUGCGGGUCUUUUGUUGCUUUGAUAAUCUCCCUCAGACCUGAGCAGGGCUCGUGUGCAUGCAGAGCAGCAGAAACACUGACUGUUUCUGUUACUAUCAAGGUAAACGCUCUGUGGGAUAAACCUGCACAUUCUUCUCCUCUAUUUCUGUCCUCCUGUGUAAAAGUAGACAGAAACUCAUUUAUAGGCCACAGGGGAAACCUGCAUUACAGAUCAGGAGCGGGCGGUUUGAGGGAGCGAACAUAGCGUUUAGCUUUUGGAGGUUGAUUGGUGCUGCCUCCUUGUUUUUAGCUCCGGUCCUCCAGCAUCGUCGGUUGCCGCUCGAUUUAGAGGUUAAUGUUUUGUUUUCGUUCUUCUUUAAAUACAACAAAUGCAACUAAUGGGAUCCCAGGGCAAACAGACCCGGAUGCACCACAAGAACAUGUUGUAGAGAAAUAAAUGCGGAGGCACUUUACAGUCGGCGUUUACGAUGUAAUUUAAGAUGUGCAUUGAAAGCCAAGCGAUUCCUAAGGAGAUGAUAACGAGGAAGAGGAGUGCCUUCUUCUCAAAGAUCCUUUGUGGAGCGAUGGCUGCUGCUGCUGCUGCUGCAGGGAGGCGGAUGAGGAGGCACAGCGCGGCACAGGGACAUGGAAGAAAUCCAAUGUAGUCGCUCAUACUGAGGUCAGAUCGCAAACAAAACAACAACAAAAAACACAUUAUUGGCUUUUAAUUUCGGGGCAUUUUCCCUGGCAGUGUGAACGUGGCCACAGCAUUUUCAUAGCUUCACAGCAGAGAUGCAGAAGAUAAGCUAUUAUCCUAUUUCCUGUUCCUGUUCCCAAUCUUUUUGGGGUCAUUGAAAUAUACCUUAAAGCAAUCCCUCGUAAUGCAAACUACACGUUUAUGGCGUCUCCAAUGAGAGCAAACACUGCGUCUGUAAAACCACGUUUGUGGAGCCGCUGGCUUUAUAACACGAGUCACAUUUACAGCCGCUCUCAACCCGCACGUCUGUCAGCAUCGUGUUCCCCGGGGCGGCCCUCUCAUCCAGGGAGGAUCGCUCCCUGGACUCCCGUUUGCUGAAUGAGCGUCACGUGUCGGUUGUGGUGCCGCUCAGGCGCGUCCUUUGGGUGGCAGUAAAACUCCUUCACUCCUUUCGCCGCUGCUGCUGAUUUCAAUCACGUAACCCAGCAACGGGUUUUAAAGCAGCAUGUGAAGAAACUUUUUAACUGCAAAACAAUAACACUGAUUUUAGCAUGUUGUGCUGCUUUGUCUAUUUGCAUCUGAAGGUUUCUCCCAAAGUCCCAUCGGUCACUUUAAAAAGCAUUUCUUAAACACUAAAUUUUCUCUCUAAAUGAGUUUUCUCUCAGACUCACAUCCAGAGAUCAGACUUCAGUAACACUUCAGUAGCUCUCACGUGCAGCAGACUUUCACACCAGCUUUAUCAACUGUUUAGAUUUCUGUUAUGGAGAUAAAGUAGCAUAUAUUUGAUAAGGGAAUGCCAUAUUUGCACGGAAACUCUCUUAAUGUAAAUUAUUAACCUGUGAAGUUUCAUGGUGAUGUGUAUUAGUGACAUUUGCUUUACUCCCCCUUCAUUUGUGCCAUUUCACGGUCCACAUGUUGGCACAAAAUCUCCUUCUUAGACCUUCAUUUAAACACAGAAUAGAGCCCCGAACACACAAAUCAGCUUCACUGAUCACGGCACAUUCGGCAAACCUUUUACAGGACAAAACAGCAGAUGAACGAUCCUCCGAGAGACCGAGCUAAAGCGGACUCUUCACAGAAGAGAGAUAAUGGGAAUCAUGGGAGAAAUGAUGUCAUCAUUAUGUAAUUCCCCCGUCGUCGGGUCCACCUGUUGUGCUCAGGAUGGACGGCCGUGGAGCAGCACAAUGGCAGUAAAUAGAGCGCGUCGGUGCCCAGUUGGUGUGGAGGAGAACCUCCCCACCUCCACACUGCUGCGUGUGUUUGUGCUUUUCAUGCUGGCGAGCACUGGUUCUGAAUCAGCUUCCUGUCCAGUGAGAUGAGCGGACUUGAGUGUGCAGCUCAAAGUGCCUUUAGUGCCAAGGAGGACUCGACUUUUGUAGCGGUAACUAAAUAUGUUAAGAUUUGAUCUCAAUAAAAUAUAAAACCAAAUAUUCUUCUUUAGAUCUAAACUCUCUUCUUUAUGUUAACAAAUCUUUACUAUUACUGAGGGCUGAUGUAUUUUAAUACUUCUCAGUAUUUUCACAUUAUUCUAGUUUUGUUUUAGGCUCCACAUGCUUGCAUUUGACAGAAUUUUCUUCAAUAUGAUGAACAUGUGUAUAAAGGGUCAUUUAUUAUAAAGACUUUUUAGUCUGAUCAAAAUCUCCAUGAUCUUAAUUGCAACUGGAAAGGGGAACAUUUUCAUAAAACACUUAUAGUGAUGAUUUAUAGACACUUUAUAGAAACUGGUCCGCAUUUUCCACCUUGACAGAUGCCAAGUAUCAUCUCUGGAAAUAUUCCAAGGAACAAUCAGGACUUUCACUACACUAUUCAGGAUGGAACGACACGUCUUAACUUAUAUAUACUGAUAAUAAUGCAAUCUCGUAAAAGUGUGAACAUUCCAACCUCUUCCAAAAUAAGAGCACCCACUUUAGAAAUGAGAAACGUCCUAUAGCUUCACCUAAAGAGAUGCAUCCGUUGACUUUUUCCAAGGAGACUGCCGAUCAUUUCAUAAUUCUGCCUCUGUUUGUAAAUGGAACUGGCAGCCUGUUGAGCAUCAGGUCUCCACUAAAGAAGGAAUUAAGAGUCGCGGCUGCACGUUGAAACUAUCUGAAUAAUCAUCACUAGCGCUGAUCUCUGCAGCCUUCUGUGAGUAUUGAAAUAAUCCCAUCGGUACACAAAUAAUCAAAUACGUUGGUCCAUUGUGGCGUUUGGGCAGCUUAUGUUUGAUGGGGUGGGGACAAUAAACACGUAAUGGUGGGCUUAUCCCCUCGGAUGCGUAAUUGGAGCUCGUGCCAAGAGCAAGGAUUCAAAACCAACUGGCCAUCUGCGCAACGGGCGGAGUUUGUUCCGACAGGAUCCCCGCGACGCGUCGCCCAGUUCACAUUUUUACGCACAACGCGGACGCGCGGAACACAUCAGAGUCCGAGCGGCUCUUGGUCUCGUUAUGUUGCUUCCACUUGGGGUGCAGCUGUGAGCGUUCUCUUUUCGCCCUUCUUCUUUUCGUACCGGUUUACUGCCCCCCCCCCCCUCCUCGGACCUACGGCGUUGACUCAUCUUUCGGCUUCUCCUCCGCCGCGCGUAAAACCCGACUUCGGCGCACCACGGGGACUUUUCGGGACUCAAGAUGGAAAACUUUACAGCGGCCGCUCCGGAGCUGAACGGAACCCUUGGUCGGUGGACGGACUACAGCCUCCAGUACAAAGUGAUAAGCAGUGUACUGCUUCUGGUGAUCUGCGCGGCAGGCAUCGUCGGCAACGUGAUGGUGGUGCUGGUGGUGCUCACGACCAAGCACAUGAGGACUCCGACCAACUGCUACCUGGUGAGUCUGGCGGUGGCCGAUCUGAUGGUGCUGAGCGCGGCCGGUCUGCCGACCAUCACCGACAGCAUCUUCGGCUCGUGGGUGUUCGGCCACUACGGCUGCCUCGGCAUCACCUACUUCCAGUACCUCGGGAUCAACGCGUCCUCGUGCUCCAUCACCGCGUUCACCAUAGAGAGGUACAUCGCCAUCUGUCACCCGAUCAAAGCGCAGUUCCUGUGCACGCUGUCCCGGGCCAAGAAGAUCAUUCUGGUCGUGUGGGCGUUCACGUCCCUGUACUGCCUGAUGUGGUUCUACCUGUCGGACAUCCAGCAGCUGGUGUACGACAACGUCACCAUCGUCGCGUGCGGGUACAAGGUUCCCCGGAAGUUCUACAUGCCGAUUUACUUUUUUGACUUCGGCGUCUUCUUCGUGGUGCCGCUGCUGGUCUCCGCGGUCCUGUACGGACUCAUCGGCCGGAUUCUCUUCCUCAACCCGCUGCCCUCUGACCCCAAGGACAAGAGGAAGAAGAAGAAGAAGAAGAAGAAGAACGAGCCGAGCAACGGCGCCAACGACACGAGGAACAGCUGCAGGAACUCGCGCCACUCCAGCUCCACGGCGACCUCGCGCCGCCAGGUGACCAAGAUGCUGGCCGUGGUGGUGAUCCUGUUCGCCGUGCUCUGGAUGCCGUACCGCACUCUGGUGGUGGUCAACUCCUUCCUGGACCGCGCCUACCUGGACAGCUGGUUCCUGCUCUUCUGCCGCGUGUGCGUCUACCUCAACAGCGCCGUCAACCCGGUCAUCUACAACGCCAUGUCGCAGAAGUUCCGCGCCGCCUUCCGCAAGAUAUGCCGCUGCAGGAGGAAAGGCUGCGACAAGCCCGCCGCCUACAGCGCGGCCCUCACCUACAGCGCGGCCAAGGACACGUCGAUGGUGGAGAGCGCCGACCCCUUCACCACCGAGCUGGAGGAGCUCACCGUCACGGACGAGCUGCUGUCCGACCAGAAGACGAUGUUCCCAGACACCUGUGCGUACGAGAAGGUGGACUUCAGCGACGCGUGAGGUCCAUUGCAACCCACGUUUCAGAAUUAAGGAGUUUGAAAAUGUGGUGCGAUGGUUUCCGCGAAGCGGGAAUAGUGUUUGCCGAGUUCUUGCUUACCUUUGCAAAGCCGAGCGACUUUGGAUGGAUGUGUCAACACGAGAGGCUCUACGAGGGCCGAGAAGGAUUCCGGACGUUGUAAAGCGGCUAACGCCAACAGAUAAGCUCGGUUAUGGCGCAGCUGUUAUCUCACCUCGGACCUGACUUUGUGAUAAACUGCGCGCGGUUCAACAAAGACAGAAACACUGUGUAUCCGGAUACACGGCUUUGUCGCCACAAUCAGACUGGACACUAAAAGAAUUACACCAACGAGUGCGGCUCGGGGCUCAGAAUUCAUUCCUCACCUUCUGAUUCCCCGUUUUCCAGGAGUGGAAUUCGGUGCGGGUCGGCUUUGUACAGACUUUGGGGAUUUUAGGCUGAGAAAAAAACGGUUAUUUUUCACACCGAAGGGUAACUUUAAUAAAGUGUUUGCCACCCGUCUCCCGCUCAAAGUUUUCAGGGCAGACAGCCUAUAAAAGGUGAGUCAUGCCUGAACCUUCACAGCAGGCUCUGUUUUCAUUACAAAGGCCUCGAGGCACCACGUGAGAACCAAGACGGACUUUGUGGCGCGGGUUUGUGUCUUUGCAGAGAUCUCCUGAUGGGUUCAUUGUGUGCUCGCUGACGGACUUGGAGGCGGAAGAACAUUUCAAUUCUAACAGGCUCAGAAUGAGGUUUAUUGUGUUGUUUUAGCUCCCACAGCAUCUACCUGUUUAGUUAUACGUAUUAAUGGGUUUUUCGUUUGUGAGCGAGUUGAGAAAAGGGAACAUUUCAGAGAUGUUAGAAAUGUUUAUGAACUUGACACAUAUUAAUACAGAAUUUGUUAGAACGUAUAAACUCGUAAAUUAGACGAAAUGAUAACUGUUUGAGCAGCUCGGUGCUUAUGAACCUCAAUGUAUUACAAUGUAAAAGACUGUAUAUAGACAGAGACUUAGUGUAACAUAAAGGACAUGGAUGUAUUUCAGCUGCAGCUCUAGUGCGACAGUUUCUGCUUAGUGAUUGUACCAAUACUGUAAACGCCCUGAGUAUCACUAGAUUCAUGCACUUGUGUGUUUGUUGUAUUUAAAGUGGUAUUUAUUAAUCUGUAUAUUUUUAAUGCCACCCUGGAUUUUGUUAUUGUCCUUUAAAACAUUAUAAAUGGGAUUUUGUGCUGAACAAUUUGGAAGCUGCUGCCUUGGACUUCAUUAUUUAAUCCUGUGAGUAUAUUUGAUUGUUGUCUAGGAAAAAGUAACUUGUACAUUUUAUCUUCAUGUUCAAUAAAAAAGUUGUUCCUGAAA